AUGAGGAUCUCCCUAGUAGCCGAUAUCGAGGUCCAUAAUCCGGGUGGGAGCCUUUGUCGUAGUUUGCUCUACCGACAGCCCUUUGUGUUGAACGCCAAGGUGGAUGAGACCGUUUCAAGGGUGGCUGUUCUUGGCGCCUUGUUCACCAGGUCGCACUUGGGCUAUGUCCUCACUGUUGAUGAUCCCAGGUACGUGUUGGUCCUGCCUCCUGUCACUGCGAGUGACCUCUACAAGCUAAAGGAAACUUGUUGCGGCUUGCGUGCACUGGGCUGUGGGGCUCAGUAUGUCGGUUGGGAGAUCAAGGCCGUGAACGACAUUCAGGCUUCCUUUUGUUCAAUUCUCCGAGAAUGUCAUCCAGCAGUUGUUGAAGGGGACAUAGGCUCUCUGCCUGAAAAGCCUACAGUGAAUGACCUUCUCCCUGACUUCCAGCAGCUCUUUGGAAAUACAGGAUGGGAAGAUUAUUCGUUGGGUGAUGAUGAGUUCAGGCAGUUUCAACAAUUUGCCAAGAGUUUUGAGGACCUCAUCCUUGAUCCUGCCACCACAGCCCCGACUGCUUUGCAUGCCUGGGGCAAUCAGACAAAGUCGUGUUUGUUUGGAGCAUUGGUCAAGGAGCAGACUCCUGAUGGUCCCAAGUUUCGUCAUGCAUCAGCCAUUGAAGCCAGAGAGUCGAUUGCCGCCGUUUGCAAUGCUCUCUUCGCCAUGCGUGACCGGGUGUUCAACAUGACCAAGACAGUGCCGAUGGUUAUGUUUGAGGAAAGCCUGACUGAUCUUUUGGGAUAUCCUGUUGGGUCUAGGCUGCCAGACAGUCACUUCCACGCUACCGGAGCCAUUUCCGGAUUUCGAGUUAACAAGCGUAAGUCCAAUGCAUCUGAAUCGUCCACAGUGCCAGGUCAGAUCAGCAAUCCAUUGGAGACCCAGCUCAUUGCCAUGAGUGCGGAAGUGCCGGAGCCUUUACCCGUUGAGGCCUCGAGCGCAAUGGACUCGCUGCAUGCCCUCAAGCCAUUCGUCCGAGAGAGUGCACCUGCAGAGUUUACCCAACAGAUGAUUGGGGUGGUCCGGGUGUGUGAAAACAGUGUUCAAGCCAUUCCGGUCCGAGGAGUCACCACUGUCGCAGGCUUCUUGCGAGCCGAAUCAGUUAUCACAGGGUUCAAUGGCAAGCUUUUUGACCUUUUGGGCUGCCGUCUGACCGAUGAAGCUGUGUUGGAGCCGGGUAGGUUCUAUGUCUACUUUGCACAUGACCAGUUCCCUGAGGCCAUGACUUCACGUAUCAUGUGGCUUGCCGCCAACGGUCCCAAAGUUGCGGUUGAUGAGAUGGAGUUUUAUCUCAAUACGGUUUCCGCCACCUUUAAGAUGCCCUGGGUGCCACCAAUGAUCAUUGAUGACCUUGGGUCGGCUUCCGUCGUUUCGACCGCUUGGCUUUCUGUUGUUCAGGGGGCAUUGGAUGAUUCAGGAGUCCUGUCUGCCUUUUUGGCUGAUGGUCAUUGGUCUCCGGUGAUUGUUCACAAGGCUCCUCAUGGUAAGAUCAGGUUCAUCGUGACUCAGGGCGGGGCCUCAUUGUGGCCAUCGCUGUUCGACCAACAAGUCAGGGUUGGGCACUUCAUGCACAUCUCGAGCAUGCCUCAGGAAUUCCCUCAAGACUGUGGUUUUCAAGCAUUCAUGUGGCUUACGGCUAGAUCAGCUGAGUCGGAAUUUGAGUCCGCCGAUUGGAGCAAAGCCAUUCAAAUGCGUAGCAAUUUCCUCAUGGCACUUAUUGGACGCAGUGAUCAGUUUCUUCCCAGGAAUUGGCUUCUGGGUGGUGGCUCUGAGCUGCAAGUGGCACUGGCAGGUGUCCUACGUGAACAUGCAAUCCCUGAAAAUAAGGUGAUGGAACGAGCCACUAUGCUGCUCUCGCAUCUGGGUGAGACCAAAAUUCAGGACAUGUUCAAAAGUAAGAACCCUUGGAGGCAUCUCAAGCAAAUUUGCAACAACCACAAGCCAAAGCUCCAGAUCGUCUUGGAAGCUGAGCUUCAGGCAGCCUUGGGAGAUCGGGCCCGUUCGGUGGCCCCAGUUGGUAAGAAAUCGGACAAGCGCAAAAAGACCAAGCAGGUCCCAGAGCUGGCCGCAUCGAUUCAUCCAAAUGACAUUCUCAUUCCCCCUGGAGUCUUCAGGCAGCAGAAUGGAGGAGAGCUUUCACAGCUGAAGAUCAACGAGAUCUCGCCAUCCGCAGCUGGAGUUGUAGUCGGUCAUGAAGAGGAUUUGGGUCCCUAUAUUGGCAAGCCAGGCCUAUCCAGCCAGGGUUUGGCCCUCUUGGUCCUUUCACCGAGCAAAUACAUGAUGGAGAAGUUUGGUGAGAUGAUUCGCUUCCCUGUCAUCUGUGUUCAGACAAAUGAACCGAUGCUGGUUUCGGCUUUGUUGCUGCAAAAAGGGGCCAUUCUGGUUGAGCGCAAUGUUCCUGAUCAGCCACUGCAGAUUCAAGAGGUCUCAAACGUUGUGAUCAAAGUGGCUCUGUUUCGAGAUGAGUGCCCAACUUCUUGGGAAAUGAUUGUGGCAGCUCCUGUGAAGCACCUGCUGGAAUUUUUCCCUCAGCUGGUCACUUGCCGUGAGCCGUCUUGCAGCUGUUCGCGCUUUCACCCUCAAUCACGUGACGACAGUGACAUGAUCAUGGAUGUUUGGAAUCGUGAUUUUGUCAGCCUUAAGUUCCGCAGGGUCGUCCCUGGUUCAGCUGAUGUGUUCAUGUGUUGCCUUCAGUGGAAUCUGUUUUUGCGACAGUCAGGCACCCAUGGCUGCUACACGGAGAUUCGAGCACCUGAUGGAAAAUGUGAUGACAUUCACCACUUCACUGUUUGGCUCCCGCGCAAGUCACUUCGAGAAGCCCAGGCUGAGCAGGCAGCAAUCAAAGAAGCGUCAGCCAUCAUCAGAAUUGGGCAUAAGUAUGGCCUCCGUGUCUCAGCCAAAGAUGCAGAAUCCGUCCAUGCCGCUGUUCGACAUGAGCAGGCCGUGAUGUUAGGCCCCAACAAACAGACUUGGUGCAUGGGUCCGUUGCCUUGGGGUUCAUCUAAGCAGUCCGUGCAGAAGCUCAUCGACGAAUGGGGCUGGAAGGCCAAAGCUUUGCAUACCACCGGCAAAUCGCCUGAUGGGUCAGGUCUGUUGUGGAAUCUGCAUUCAGCCGGAUCUCCGCCUCCAACAGUUUAUUCAUUGAGUCAUGGGGAUGUGUUGCUGACUCGUGUCGACCUGCCUCCUGCUGUUGACACCAAGCCGGCCCCGGUUUUGGUCGCGUCCAAGAGGACGAGGGAUUCAUUGUCCACUGCGGGCCAAGAUCCACUGCAGCUCCAUGACCCAUGGGCUCAGUCCUCCAAGUCAGUUAUGCCUGCAGAAGCUAGGUAUGUGACCCAGGCUCAUCUUAGCGCCUUUGCGGCCUCACUUGAAGCCAAGGUAGCUGCCAAAGUCUCCGAUGAGAACGAGGAUGUAUCCAUGGACAUUGGAGUCAUGAACCGAGUAGAGCAGCUCGAACUACAGGUCCAGCAGCUGACUCAAGCUCAGGCCAAGCAAAUUGCCGACACACAGGCCAUUUCCACCCAAGUGUCAUCUUUGACCACUAAGGUUGAAGCCACGGCGAGAUCAAUUGAAAGUGCGAUUGAGUCCAAAUUGACGCAGCACCUGCAGAAGCUUGACAACAUGCUCUCCAAGCGUUUCCGCGGCUCCGCACCGGCCAAGAGUGACAGGAGAGGCAGGGCAUCUUCGCAUGCCUGA
Molecule: messenger RNA, 3729 nt
Organism: Durusdinium trenchii
Lineage: Eukaryota; Dinophyceae; Suessiales; Symbiodiniaceae
Source: the annotation of a GenBank genome assembly